Messenger RNA from Aspergillus pseudoviridinutans, 810 nucleotides. Its product is annotated as fungal specific transcription factor domain-containing protein. The transcript has a single exon. Lineage: Eukaryota; Fungi; Ascomycota; Eurotiomycetes; Eurotiales; Aspergillaceae. The record is from RefSeq and is a predicted model, not a curated record. Bases 1 to 810 code for a protein of 269 amino acids. Gene Ontology annotation, molecular function: carboxy-lyase activity.
AUGGUGUCCACGAGAGGCUGGCAGCUGGACUCUACUACUCUCKAGUCGAACCUAUCAUACACUGACAUGAUGCGCUACCUAUGCCGGCUAGGUCUACAAAUUAACAAUGCAGAAGAGAGAGAGCGCAGUGACAUUGCCUAUUCCAGCAAGUUAUUAGCUGCAUUGGACGACGUUUUCAAGCGUGUACAACCCCAUCUCCUUGCCCGGGAACACUGCACUAGCUUGCACCAACACCUGGAACAUUUGGCCCUCCGCAUCCAUGUUUCCUUCUGCAUUUCCGUGCUAUGUCGGCCAGCCAUCCAAAGCCCACCCAGAGCCUCUCUCAACCCACGCAUUCGACUUCUGCGCAAUAGGGCCAAAGACAGUCUGGUUGAGGCUGCAAAGGCCUUCCUCGACUUUGAAACUUUAAGCAUCGUCCCAUUACGCACCUGGUCUAUGGUACAUACGGUGCUCAGUUCUGCAUUGCUCCUUUGCCUUUGGGAGGAGACUCGCAAUGACCCGGGAUGUCGCGACUUGCAGCAACGAGUCAUCGAGGUAUUCUCCAGAGUUGGCACUGCUGGGAAGGAUGCUAAUGGCCAACAUGGCAAUGGCCAAUGGUUGUCAACGAGGCAUAUCCACGCACUCGUCGCGUUGAGAAAUGCUGUGCGUGAUACCCCAAUGCGUGAAGUACACGCAGACCCAGAGACACAGCGAGGAUCGCCACGAAGCCAACCCCCUCGACGAUUGUCAGAUGUCAUAUCUGGUCCAAGCAUUGGAUUCGGUGAUGUUCAAUCAUCUGGCGAUUUUCCUGCAAACUUUGAUUUUGGGUAA